Cooperia oncophora is the source of this 1224-nucleotide messenger RNA. The record is from the annotation of a GenBank genome assembly. Lineage: Eukaryota; Metazoa; Nematoda; Chromadorea; Rhabditida; Trichostrongylidae.
AUGUGCCUUUUGAUAUUCGGCAGCUGCUUUGGGUCGUUUUUCCUCCCUCAAAGAGUGAAAUUGAAGACGGCUGUUACACAGGAAUUCUUUUGUAUCGUUGGAUUACGUGACUUGAUGUUCAUUGCUGUUAAUGACUCCCAUCCAUUGGGAUUCCGUGUACAGUUCGAUAUUCACGCUGUAUACGCAACAAAGUUUGGACUGCUCGUAGAACGUGAUCUGUCGUUUCUUGGUGCCUCUGCUGAGGACCAAGUUGCUCUCUAUUCGCUUUCUCAUCCAUUGAAUGAGUUGUUGGCAGUAAUUUUCAAGCCACGAGAUUCUUUGACGCAGUGGUUGUUUUGUUGGGAGAAAUCCGAGUAUCGUAUUAUAGGAGCUGAGGAUGAUCUCUUUUAUUGGUAUUUUGAUAGGUUAAAUGAGGUGCACACUUUGUUACGGAUUCGUAUUACCUCGGAGCAUGAAGUCCACUCAGCUAUAGAACUUCUGGAAAAGCGUCGAACAGAGAUCACGUCUACCCAAGGAACACCGCUCAUACAUCCCGAAUCGACUCCACUCACUUCACAUCGCUUGCAGAGUUCUGGCGCUUCCUUGGCAGCACCUCGAAUUCAUGCUGCUUCGACUGUAACAGGCGGAGGGUCUCUUAUCCGUUCAGUACAUACAAGGUCUAUGACUGCAAGACUGGCCAGAACCCGUUCAUUUCCUCAUCCACCUCAUGCUCCUCCAGCGGAUAGUCCAGCAUUGUCGAUAUUCUCGCCAAUGUCCUUAGGUGGACAUUCUGAAGUUGCAAAUACUACAAUAUCACAAGUUUACGAUCCAGUCCAUCAGAUGAUCACUCCAAGAAUGCAGGUGUUCAGCCGUGAACUUCAGCGCCAACCAGAUUUCGAUCUGUUGCUGGCCGAGUUAUGCUUAGACCAUGUCUGGACUGAGCCAUCAAAAAGAGACGUUUGUGGAGAAAUAGCUACUAAGAUGUUCCUUUCCCGUAACGUCCUUUCACAAGAUUUUGUGAACUUCUUUGUUGGAACUGUGAAUCAGUUGCGAUCGAUUCGGACUGUUCACACUGUAGGUAACAUCACAACUUCUGGAUCAUUGUCCACACUCUCUUGUCGAGAUGCCACUGCUAUCAGGGUGAGACUUCAUUUUAUUUGUCCAAUUUUUUUGUUGCCUGGGACCUCAUUACUUUUCUACCCCGGAAAUGAUAGUGUCAACUGGCGCCACUUAAUAGCUGCGUAA